ACUUUCGGCUUUUGCGAGCGUGCAUUACACUUGUUAGUUAAAAUAAAUUGCGCAGCUUAUUUAAAUCAACAAAAUGAGUGAUAUCGAUACGAUUGCAAACGCGGGAGAAGCUAACCCGCUCGAGGAAUCGACUAUAACAAUGGUCGAUGUGCUUGAACAGGAAAAGGAAAUGGAGGAAGAGUAUGCCGCCGUUCUUGGCGCCUCAGAUGAAAAGGUCUGCACUUAUUCAAAGGGCCCCAUACAGCGGCAGGCCCUAUAUUCGUGCCUGACAUGCUGCCCUGAGGCUCGGGAAGAUGCAUCUAAAGGUGCUGGCGUCUGCUUAGCCUGUUCGUAUCGUUGUCAUGAGAAUCACGACCUGAUCGAACUCUAUACAAAGCGCAACUUUCGUUGCGAUUGUCCCACUUUGCGCAUGGGCAGCGAGAAACGAUGCGCCCUAAACCCGCAGCUGGAGGCACAGCAGCCACCGAAUGCUGGCAACAUCUAUAAUCAGAAUUUCCAAGGCUUGUAUUGCAAAUGCAAGCGCCCGUAUCCAGAUCCAGAGCGCACCACCGAAGACGUGAUGCUACAAUGCGCAAUUUGCGAAGAUUGGUUUCAUUUGCCGCAUGUGGAUGCGCCAGAGGCGGCCGAGAAAUGGCUGGACGUAUGCAGCGAAAUGAUAUGCGACACCUGCAUGGAGCAGUACGAAUUUUUACGCGAUUAUACUGGCCUGGCACUGCAGCAGCUAGACGGACACAAUGAGUCCAAAGCUUCAGAUGUAACUCUUGAUGACAGCAAACUAAAAUGCGACCUGGAUCGGAGUAUUAGCGAUAUUUUGAACGUGGGUGAGGCUGCAGAAAAUGCAACAGAUGCCGCCGAUAAGGAGAAGCCAUCAACAACAACAGCUGCAGAGCAGUCGGAGGAGCCGGCCAUGAAACGUCAAAGGCUGGCAACCGACGAUUGUUGCCGCCCCAAGCCCCACAAAGAGCACAAGGGCGCCACAUUCUGGACUAACGACUGGCGAAAGAAACUGUGCAAAUGCGUCGCUUGCAUGGCUUUGUAUAAAGCGCAGUCUGUGGAGUUCUUGACCGACGUCGAGGAUUCGGCUAAAUCGUAUGAGGAGCGCGGCAUGAAACGGGCCAAGGAUAAUUCCAGCUAUGAGCAGGGCAUACGUGCUCUGGCAACCAUUGGACGCACACAGCAAAUCGAUGCAAUUACCGAAUACAAUCGCAUGAAGGAUAAGCUAAAGGAGUAUUUGCAAUCGUUUGCGGCCAGCAAGAAGGUGGUUACUGAGGAUGAUAUCAAUCGUUUCUUUGCUGGCAUGCGGAACGAAAAUAAUUCCAAUUUGGGGCAGCCGUAUUUUUGUCGCUAGAUGCCCCCUGAAUCUAAACCUACACCCUAUAUUUAUGUUAAUGUGUAUAGCAGCUUGAAAAUCUUUAGUUCUAGUAACCAUAAUCAUCUUUGCAUCGUACUAUAGAAAUAUAUCUGGCAACUGUCUUGAUUAAAAUGAAAAAGUGAAAUAAAGUGAACAUCCUGAUAUCUCUCA
Molecule: messenger RNA, 1522 nt
Organism: Scaptodrosophila lebanonensis
Lineage: Eukaryota; Metazoa; Arthropoda; Insecta; Diptera; Drosophilidae
Product: putative E3 ubiquitin-protein ligase UBR7
Exons: 2
Coding region: 74-1348 (424 amino acids)
Cellular component (GO): cytoplasm
Molecular function (GO): ubiquitin protein ligase activity; zinc ion binding
Source: RefSeq, a predicted model, not a curated record